Cylicocyclus nassatus is the source of this 1773-nucleotide messenger RNA. The record is from the annotation of a GenBank genome assembly. Lineage: Eukaryota; Metazoa; Nematoda; Chromadorea; Rhabditida; Strongylidae.
AUGUACUUUAAUAACGUGGAAACCCGCCCUGGCGUAGGUUACCCACGUAAUUGGGAAAACCAAGAAAAAUGGAAGGGUGGCUGGACUCUCGAUAAAAGCGGUAAUUUGGCGCUUUCCACAGGUUCUAAAGGUUCUCGAUUGAUGAAGUUGUUCUAUCAUCCAGAGCAACCAGAAAUUACGGAUUACUUUGAACCUUGGACAUACGAUUAUGAAACAUUGAUUCAUACCGGUCGUAAAAAUAAUCAACCCGUAGCACGUCCUCGCUCCUUGCUAACAAAGCAAAAAAUGGAAGUAACAUGGGGCCCUAACUGGGAUGAUGAUUUGGCUGGAGGUCAUCAUGCACGAGAAGAUGUGAACUUGGCUAAGAUGGGUGACGAUAUUGUAUUUGACUACGAAGAAGUAUUUAUGCGUUAUUUACCACGUCUUUGUAACCACUGUUUAAAUCCUGCAUGUGUAGCGGCAUGUCCAUCCGGUGCCAUCUACAAGCGUGAUGAAGAUGGUGUUGUACUUGUUUCCCAAGAUGUAUGCCGCGGUUGGAGACAUUGCGUUCCAUCUUGUCCAUACAAAAAAAUCUUCUAUAACUGGGAAACAAACAAAGCUGAAAAAUGCGUAUUCUGUUAUCCUCGUUUGGAAAAUGGCUUGCCUCAAAUCUGCGCUGAAACAUGCGUAGGUCGUAUGCGCUAUGUUGGUGUAGUUUUAUACGAUAUGGAUAAAGUUCAAGAAAUGGCAUCUACUAAGGAUGAACAAGAAAUUUACCAAAAUACAGUAGAUUUAAUUUUGGAUCCUAAUGAUCCAGAGGUUAUUAAAGCCGCUCGUGAAGCGGGUAUCUCUGAAGCAUUCUUGAAAGCAGCUAAAAAAUCUCCUGUUUACAAGCUUGUAAAACAGUGGGGCGUUGCGUUGCCGUUGCAUCCAGAGUAUCGCACAUUACCAAUGGUUUGGUAUGUGCCACCGCUCAGCCCAAUCUUACAACGUGUAACAUCUGAUGUAUACUUGCCAGAUGCACAUGAAAUGCGCGUGCCUGUACAAUACUUGGCUAAUAUGUUUACUGCUGGUAAUACAGAUAUUUUAGCUCGUGUAUUACAACGCAUUCUCGAUAUGCGUGAAUACAUGCGCCGCCGUGAGACAGGUGAUGAAGCAAUCGCCCACGAAGUAGAUCUUACAGAAGAGCAAAUGUAUGCUAUGUACAAAUUGUUAGCAUUGUCUAAAUAUAAUGAUCGUUUUGUUAUCCCAUCUGAUGUUAACGUAUCUCGUGAAGAUCGCUUAGAAAUGCAACACAAUCGUGGCUUUGCAUGCCCGACAGGGGAUGAAUCUUGGUACAAUGAACUUGGUGAAUGGAAAGAGGAUACUCGCUCUGUUGAGCAUCCUCAGCUUCGCCAAGGAUUGUUAGAGUUCUUUGAUUACAUUGAAGAAACGGAUCGUAAGGCCUUUGAAGACCAAUACGUACGUAUCUUUGACUUCAGUCGUAAUACAACGAUGUACUUAUCAACUUAUGAAUUGCAAGGUACAGGGGAACAAGCAGAGGAACUCGUUAAAUAUAAAGCCUUCUUCCUAGAAAAUGGCUAUGAUUUACCAAAGGAGAUGCCUGACUAUAUUCCAGCUAUUCUAGAGUUAUGCGCUGUUAUCGAACCUGAAAAGGCUCGUGAAGUGUAUGAUUAUUGUAAACCAAAACUAGAAUAUAUUAGGGAUCGAUUGAUUGAAGCAAAACUGACCUAUGCAUUCUUAUUUGAUAUCAUAUUGUCGGUUGCAAAUGGAUUGGAGGACGGUGCACGAUGA